AUGUCGGGGCAGACGCUCACGGAUCGCAUCGCCGCUGCGCAAUACCAGCUAACGGGAUCAGACAUGGCCCGGGCUGUCUGCAAAGCCACCACUCAUGAAGUGAUGGCGCCCAAGAAAAAGCACCUGGACUACCUGGUGUCAGCCACCAAUACCACCAACGUGAACAUCCCUCAGAUGGCUGACACACUGUUUGAGCGAGCCACCAACGCCAGCUGGGUGGUCGUCUUCAAGGCCCUCGUCACCACUCAUCACAUGUGUGUCCAUGGCAAUGAGAGGUUCAUUCAGUACUUGGCUUCAAGGACCUCUCUGUUCAACCUCAGCAAUUUUAUCGACAAAACCGGCUCUCACGGCUAUGACAUGUCUACAUUCAUCAGAAGGUAUGGACGAUACCUGAAUGAGAAAGCUUUUGCCUACCGCCAGAUGGCUUUUGAUUUCACCAGAGUCAAGAAAGGUGCUGAGGGCGUGAUGAGGACGAUGACCACUGAGAAGCUGUUGAAGGGCAUGCCUGUUCUGCAGACUCAGAUUGACACACUCCUGGAGUUUGAUGUUCAUCCCAAGGAGCUGAACAAUGGAAUUAUCAAUGCUGCAUUUAUGCUUCUCUUCAAGGACCUGGUCAAACUGUUUGCAUCCUACAAUGACGGCAUCAUCAACCUAUUAGAGAAAUACUUUAAGAUGAAGAAGAGUGACUGCAAGGACGCCUUGGAGAUCUACAAGAGGUUCCUGACCAGGGUGACAAAGAUUGGGGAAUUCAUGAAGCUGGCUGAGACAGUUGGAGUUGACAAAAAUGACAUUCCUGACAUCAACUACGCUCCCAGCAGUAUCCUGGAGUCUCUGGAAACACACAUGAAUGGUCUGGAGGAUGCAAAGGGUGGAAAGAAGGGUGAAGGGUCUCCAACAAAGGGAUCUCCGACAAACAACGUGUCUCCAACAUCGACUCCGGCCAAAUCUUCAAACGCUGUUCCCGCACUACAGCCUCCUCCUGGGGACAGUGCUGCCGCCGCUGCUGCUCCCGCUGCUCCUGAACCAGCCGAAGAUUCCUUGUUGGACCUGGACCCACUGUCCUCCUCGGGUCCCUCAGCACCAUCAGCUGCCCCCACAUCUUGGGGAGACCUCCUUGGAUCAGAAAUGGGCGAUUCCUUGCUAUCUGAACCCACCCUCACGGCAGAGCCCGCCCCCUCCCCUGCAGCAGCAACGCCCACUCCUGCAGCAGCAGAACCCGGAGUCUCUCUAGCUCCUCCCACUAGCACAGCAGCCGCCACCUCACCUGGUGCCGCCAAUAUGGAUCUGUUGGGAGAUGCCUUUGCAACACCUGCUCCUGCCACCGAGGCCUCAGCAGCAGCAGCUGAAGGUGGGGCUGCCGCUACGUCUGCCCCAGCCGCCAACGCGGGAGCUGAUCUCUUUGAUUCCAAGCCAGACACGAGCUUUACCAAAGCAGACCCUGCUCCCAGUGUUAACUUGUUUACAGCAGAGUGCACAGGCGGAGAGGCCUCCGCUGCUGCUGCUCCUGCUGCCCCCGGUGCUGAGCUCAUGUCAGUAUUUGAUGGGCUAGGGGAUGUCAUGAAGCCCACUGUGACCCCUCAAGCGGGUGAUGUUGACACCUCUAUGGCUAACAUGGCAAGUAAUCUCACUAUGGGAACCGCAGCGGCCCCUCAGGUAGCUCCCCCCAGUUGGGGUGCUCCCAUGGUAAAUGUUCCUGGAGCUCCCAUGAUGCCCAUGGUGAGGCCAGGUUUCCCUGCCACCGGAGCAACCCCUGGAGCACCGAUGUCUCCCGGAGUGGCCCAGAGCCCCAGAAAGCCUCCACCACCGAGGAACGCUCUGGAUGACCUCAAUAUUAAGGACUUCAUGUAGACUGACUGACCC
Molecule: messenger RNA, 1860 nt
Organism: Xiphias gladius (swordfish)
Lineage: Eukaryota; Metazoa; Chordata; Actinopteri; Istiophoriformes; Xiphiidae
Product: clathrin coat assembly protein AP180-like
Exons: 22
Coding region: 1-1848 (615 amino acids)
Biological process (GO): clathrin-dependent endocytosis; clathrin coat assembly; synaptic vesicle budding from presynaptic endocytic zone membrane
Cellular component (GO): clathrin-coated pit; extrinsic component of presynaptic endocytic zone membrane; synaptic vesicle
Molecular function (GO): SNARE binding; 1-phosphatidylinositol binding; phosphatidylinositol-4,5-bisphosphate binding
Source: RefSeq, a predicted model, not a curated record